Molecule: messenger RNA, 1118 nt
Organism: Mizuhopecten yessoensis (Yesso scallop)
Lineage: Eukaryota; Metazoa; Mollusca; Bivalvia; Pectinida; Pectinidae
Exons: 2
Coding region: 32-562 (176 amino acids)
Source: RefSeq, a predicted model, not a curated record
AAUUUUGCAAGGGUAUUAAUAGCAGCCGAAAAUGACUCUGGACUAUCUACCUAUACCGAAAGUUCCUAACGAUGACGAUGCUUCUGCUGCAGCAGAGAAACGUGACCUGGCCACUAGAUAUGGCGGAACUUACCUGGCACCUGGGAAAAUCUACCGCAAUGAAACGGACUCUGCUCGAGAAACCAUUAAAAAAAGAUUGGAUGAAGCCGAAAGAGAAGAUCACAAAAAGUCUUACGAAACAUUAACCAAGGGAGCAGUACAUGUCGAAGCUAUGCCAUUUAACGAGAGGGCUAUUUAUCGUAUGAAGCAAAGUCCUAUUGUUGUACUAGGGAUUUUGGGAAGCUUCACCACAAUUUUCUUUGGAGUUAGAGCUGCGUAUAAAGGCAGAGAAGGACGAAGUACUCAACUGAUGUCUGUCCGGCUGGGAUUUGGGAUACUGACUGUUUCUGCUUUGCUUAUAGGGCAACAUAUGCAAAAAGUUAAAUAUCAAGAACGUUUACAGGCUCUUAAGAAAGAUUUACUAAAGGAACUAGGUGAAGACGAGGAUUCUUUGACAUCGUGAUAAGUGAUUUAAGAGCUUUAUUUUUGUAGCAGAAUUUUCAAACUGUCAUUACAUACAAACUGGUAUAUUGACUUGAAGGGAGCCUAUAAAAAGGAAUGUAGCGGUCGAUACGUUUUUGACAAGAAAUUGAAUGUAACCUCUUGAACCAUUGUCAGUGAAUUCAAACCUGUAUUGUAUAUACAUGCAUUUGUCUACACGAGGCUCUAGAAACACAUUUUAAAAAUGUCUAGGAUUGCAAAACUGUGAACAACAACAAGCAAACAAAAUUUACAAGUUAUGGAUUAUCACGGAAAAGUUCUCCUAAGUUCUAGCAAGAGAGAUGUUGGAAUCAGCUCAGUAUGGUAUUUAACAUGAUUGGUUUUCAAUCAGUAUUUUUGUUGAGUUUGCCCUUACACUGCAAUUGUAUGUCUGUAAAAAGUCCAAAAACUGUGCACCGUUUCUACCAAAAAACAAAAGGAGAGGACAUUUCUGGCUUUAGUAUAAUAGGUCAUGUCAAUUAUUGACAAAAUUGGUGGUGAGUUGACUGUAUUUUGAAUAAUAAAUAUAUAAAUUAGUA